UUGCACUUUCUGUCGCUCACUAUCACUCUGUCUUCUGCUGACCAACAGUUCUGGUUAGUUCCCAAACCUCAUGAACUCCGCUUGAAAUUUGACCUCAUUUUCUCGAGAAAAAGAAAAACCCUCAGUCACAUUUCACAGGAAACGCAAAGGCCUGAGAAAGAGAAGGAAAGAGUCAGCGUGGUUGUGGAAUGGGAUCGGGCGCCGCAAUCCCCCAAUGGACCUCAGAGCCUUGCAUCAUGGGCAUCGAUGAAGCUGGCCGAGGCCCUGUUUUAGGUCCAAUGGUGUACGGAUGCUUGUACUGUCCUCGCUCGUAUGAGAAGACUCUCUCCUCUUUGAAUUUUGCAGAUUCGAAGACACUGAAAGAAGAGAAGAGGGAGGAAUUAUUUGAGAAUUUGAAGGCUGACGAAUCCAUUGGGUGGGCUGUUGAUAUCAUAGAUCCAAGGGAACUUUCAGCCAAAAUGCUGAAGAAAAAUAAGAUAAACCUGAAUGAAAUCUCACAUGACUCUGCCAUUGGCCUUAUCACUAAAGUCCUAAACAUGGGAGUUCUUCUAACUGAGGUUUACGUGGAUACGGUGGGAGAUGCUGAGAAAUAUAGCACUAAACUGUCUGAAAGAUUCCCUGCUGUCAAGUUUGUCGUUGCAAAGAAGGCUGAUAGUCUUUAUCCAGUUGUCAGUGGGGCAAGCAUAGUUGCAAAAGUCACAAGAGACAGAGCUUUGCGGGACUGGGUGCUUGAGGAAACAGCUGAAGACUUGCACAAAAACUUUGGUUCUGGAUAUCCUGGAGAUCCAAAUACUAAGGCCUGGUUGCAACAUCACAAACACUUGGUUUUUGGAUUCCCAACAUUGGUCCGUUUCAGCUGGGGUACAUGCACUCCCUAUUUCAAAGACAUUGUUGAAGUCUUAUGGGAAUCCAAUGAAACGGAUGGAGAUGGUUCUAGCAGUGCUAAUGGCAAGCGGCAAUUGAAAUUAAGUAAUUUUGGUGUCACAAAAUCCAAGAGAAAGAUUGAAGAAAUUGAAUCAAGUGGUAAAGGACGCUGCAAAUUUUUUAUGGCUCGUAAACUUGAGCAAGUCACUCAAUUCUAAGUAGAAGACAUGUUUCAUGAAUCAUGUGAUAAUCCAGGGACAAAGUUCAAGUGUGUACGACUUAUAAACGGCUUGGAGUUAUGAAAUCCGGUGGGUGUAGAUCUUUAAAUUUAGAAUACAGACACAAAAUUCAAAACCUGCUAUCUCAUUCUUUAGUCUCAUACAAACACAAUCGAAAGAAGCGAACUCAUGUAAUACUGCAAAUCUUCUUGUGUGCAUUCUAUAUCAUUGAUGCACAAGAUGCACAAACGCGAAUUUGUUUAGGCAAUAAUUCAUAAUACAGGGUUUCCUAACAUUUGUUGGAAAAUGUUACUCUCACAAGGAGCCAACUGCAAAACCGAGACACUCAAACUAACA
Molecule: messenger RNA, 1439 nt
Organism: Prunus avium (sweet cherry)
Lineage: Eukaryota; Viridiplantae; Streptophyta; Magnoliopsida; Rosales; Rosaceae
Source: RefSeq, a predicted model, not a curated record